Centropristis striata (black sea bass) is the source of this 1250-nucleotide messenger RNA. RefSeq names its product retinoschisin-like. NCBI's taxonomy places the organism in Eukaryota, Metazoa, Chordata, Actinopteri, Perciformes, Serranidae. The record is from RefSeq and is a predicted model, not a curated record. The annotation marks the transcript as partial. The transcript is spliced from 4 exons.
AUUGACUCCCUGUCCCUAUGUGUCCUUCAGGAGGAGGAGGCCGUCCAGGAGGAGGAGCUGCAGGAGGAGGACCAGCAGGAGAUCGAGACAUGGACAUCAGACAUCAAAGCCUGCACCUGUGACUGCGAGUCUGCUGGUUCACCAACACGCGUCCCCACCGCCGGCCCACCUGUCCUGCCCACCUCACUGCUGCCCCCGCCACCUCAGGGUCACCCACAGAACUGCAUGCCAGAAUGUCCCUACCACAGAGCUCUGGGCUUUGAAUCUGGAUCUGUAACAUCAGACCAGAUCAGCUGCUCCAAUCAGGACCAGUACGCCGGCUGGUACUCCUCCUGGGUCCCUACAAAGGCUCGCCUUAACAACCAGGGCUUUGGGUGUGCCUGGCUCUCCAAGUUUAACGACCAGCAUCAGUGGAUCCAGAUCGACCUGAAGGAGGUGGGUGUGGUCUCUGGUAUCCUCACCCAGGGCCGCUGUGAUGCUGAUGAGUGGAUCACUAAGUACAGCAUCCAGUAUCGCACUGUGGAAACUCUCAACUGGAUCUAUUACAAAGACCAGACAGGAAACAACAGGGUCUUCUAUGGGAACUCUGACCGCUCCUCCACGGUACAGAACCUGCUGCGCCCACCCAUCGUCGCCCGUUACAUCCGCCUGCUGCCGCUGGGCUGGCACACCCGCAUAGGCAUGAGGCUGGAGCUGCUCAUGUGCAUGAACAAGUGUUCCUGAAGUGUCCAUCCUUCCCCUGCCAACCUGCCGCUUGCCAAAAGGAGGACAUCGGUCCAGCACUGAAAGAUCCAUCAUGUAACUUUGUGUCUAUAUCUGUCUUUCUUUAAUGAGGCUUAAAGCACACUAAGUCUGGGAAGGUGGACAUGUUGGAUGCACUAUUUAUCGGUCUUAAAGUGAAUUCAUUGUUUAAUUAUGUAAAUAUAAAAUUGGACAUCUUUAGUGUAUACAGGGGAUCUGCAGUUUAAAAUGCAAUUUGGAGGCGUGUUACCUUCAAUAAAGCUACAGGAAUAAAAGCAAGAUUUGUCGACUUAUUCAAUCAAACAAACACUAUAAUCCAAAAAAAAUUAUAUACAGGUAAAGAUUCAAAUCAAAUGUUUUAUUUGAGAUUUACUGUUACAUAUGUAAACAUGAAUAUUCUAAAAUUGUUAAGCAUUCAUUUGUGGGUUUAUGCUCUCAUGUAAAUGCUCUGUUGAAAAAAAAAAGCAGAUAAACACUGACUAUGCUACUAAUUUGUGUCUGUAAUAAAA